AUGCUCUUUUUUUUGCUAUUAGCCUAUCUGCUUAUUAAUUCUGCGUGUGAAGAUAAGUUUUCAGAUGAAAAAUCUAAAGCUCUAAUUGUCACACUGAGAAAGAAAUUGACCAAAGACAACUACGACUACUCGUCGGCCGAGAGCAUGGAGAUACACCGUCGAGCCGAAUCACAUACAACGAGCACUAUAAGAGAGGGAGAGCCGCUUGUGUCUCAGAAUGAUCUGUUGUACUACGUUGACGACCGACAUCUGCUGCCUCAAGAACCAGUCGUCAAGUACAAAGUUUUGAAGAUAAAACACAAGUCAAGGCGAAGUGGUGGUGAGCGGCUAAUCCAAGAAGAGAGUAAGGAUGGCGUGGCCAUCAUCAACCUCGGAGGUGGACCGUUUCCCGAGUUCCGGCUGCCACGCUCACGGAGACAAUACAUGCAAGACUUCGGAGAACUCAUCAGUGACGAGGAUGACCUACUUCCUCACCUUAAUGACUCUUCGCCUCACUUCCGCGAAACAGACGCCCCGAGAAGUGAAAAGCUUAAUAGUAUAUAA
Molecule: messenger RNA, 543 nt
Organism: Pieris macdunnoughi
Lineage: Eukaryota; Metazoa; Arthropoda; Insecta; Lepidoptera; Pieridae
Source: the annotation of a GenBank genome assembly